GACAAGCACAGGCACUUUAAAGCGUUCAUAUCUACAUAAGCAUGAAGCUGUCCAUCCCUUCGCUUUUCCUGGCCUGUGCCGUCUUUACUUUAGGUAAAGGAACUGUCAAUGCUGGCAGCAUGCGUGGUGCAGAAAAGAAAGUGAACGGUGAGAAAUUAAAGAUGCUGAUUGACUGCUUCGCCAGCGGCUACAAGGACCACUUCUGCCGCUUUGACGGGACCAACAACCUCAUUGACAUGGGCGAGAUCCCCCUUUUGGGGCCACAGGACGCGGUUCCCGAAUGUUGGUUCAAUUGCCAGAUGGAGACUUGCAACGCAUGGGAAUUUCCCCACAACGAGGAGCAAGAAAAAUGCGUGGCUGCUCUUUAAGGGCGGAGGCUUCUUUGGCAAACAGCAAAAGGCGCGUGCCGUGGUUCCACUUAUGAGGUUUUUAGAGCGUUAGAGUGAAGUCUUCUUUUAAGGGGAAUGGGUCGCGCUCGAUUGUCUUGGUCCGAGACGAUCUUCCCAAAAAGGAGCAAAUGAAAAAAGGUAUACGCUGACAAAGAUUUCAGCUGGCAAUGCUCGAAAGCAUAUCAAAGAAAGGCAAAACCUAAAGCAUGA
Messenger RNA from Nannochloropsis gaditana CCMP526, 599 nucleotides. RefSeq lists its product as uncharacterized. The transcript is spliced from 4 exons. The record is from RefSeq and is a predicted model, not a curated record. The coding region runs from base 42 to 368 and encodes 108 amino acids.